AUGCGUCGUUCAAAGCAGCACAACGUGGAGAAGAUCGGCCAGGUCGCGUUGAUAGUGAUUGUACUCAUAUCUCCGAUAGGGGGGCUACUGUUGUUUCCAUCCACCACGGUGCUUCAGCUCACCUCGUCCAUCUCGAUACCCCUCGACCUACCCACACGCACCAAGGUCUUCGUGGACAUGGGCUUCCAGAUGAACUAUAACUUGCCCACCACAGUAUCGGCAUUCUACAACGCCUCCAUCUGGGCGGACGAGCUGUCACGGCGACAAAAGCGCCACUUGCCAAAUAGUUCUGAUGCGGAUCUAAAAAGCUUGGAUCAGGAACAGGAAGAUGCCAUGCACCCAGGUGACUUCACAGCAGGUCAGAUGUACUUGGGGCUGGAGAACUUGCUUGAGACCUAUGGAGUCCACCGAUCCUGUCUGCUGCGCUGUGUUUGUGAACUAGCCCGGCAUCCUUUUGCGGAAAAUCAUUACUAUGCGCUGGUUACCCAGGCCAUCACCUUUCUGCUUACACCUUCCCAGCACGAGGGUUUCUCCCAGGAUGAGAAGCAUUACCGCGACAAAUAUGAAAGAGCCGAACAGAUUGGCUUCCUGGGAGGAGAGUGCCACCUCUCGUAUCCUAGCUGUGACACAGACAUAAUAAACUUAGCCACCCGACUGGUCAGAUGAAAUAAAGAUAAUCGAAUAGCC
Messenger RNA from Drosophila bipectinata, 687 nucleotides. RefSeq lists its product as uncharacterized. The record is from RefSeq and is a predicted model, not a curated record. NCBI's taxonomy places the organism in Eukaryota, Metazoa, Arthropoda, Insecta, Diptera, Drosophilidae.